Cuscuta epithymum is the source of this 1501-nucleotide messenger RNA. The record is from the annotation of a GenBank genome assembly. Lineage: Eukaryota; Viridiplantae; Streptophyta; Magnoliopsida; Solanales; Convolvulaceae.
UUCCCUUUUGUUAAUUUGGCCCGAUGUAACUUAGAUGUAACUAUGUAACCUGCCGGCUCAUAGCAAAGCUCUGUUUCAGUUGGAUUGAGUUCACAUGUCGGGACGGAAUUAUCUAUCGCGAGAUGCGUUCAUCCUCAGGAAGGGGGAGCGUCAUCCAAUUUCAAUUGCCGAUCAUCGGGUUAUUCACCGCCUCCCGCAUCAUGAAGCCCAACCCCGGCUCCACCCUGCCGCCGUAUUAGAGGACCAUAUCGCUGUCCAGCACCGGCAAAUUCAAACCCUCCUCCUCGAGAACCAGCGCUUCGCCACUACUCACGUCUCCCUCAAGCGGCAGCUUUCCGACGUCCAGCAGGAUCUCCAGCACUUAACUGCAACCGCAUCCACCAUCAAGGAUGAGUGCGACGUUGAGGUGCGUCAAGUAUAUGAGAAUUCAAUAAGAACAAAUGCAGAGAUUCGCGGCAUAGAUGGAGUCUGCGCUGAGCUCGCGCAAGUAAACGAUGAUAUCAAGAAAAUGAGUGGUGACUGUGAAGAGCUCACUGCAAAGUUGAAGGAAAUUGAGGAUGAGCUCGCGAAGGUUCGGCCGGAGUUGAAGCAGGUCAAGGCAAUUAAAACUGAAAUUGCCACUAUGCAGAAGGGAAUCCAAAAAGGAAGGGCUGCUGUUGAAUAUGAAAAGAAGAUGCAAACCAUUAAUCAAGAACAGAGUCAAAUACUGGAGAAAAAUCUGAACUCUAUGAAUAAUGAUAUUGAAAACUUGCGUGCUGAAGUAGCUGAUGCAGAGAACAGGGCAAGGGCGGUUGCUGCUCUAGCAACACCAAGCCCUGCAUAUCCAACAGGUUAUGGUGGAGCUCCUCCUGCAACUGGUUAUGGUGGAAACAUGUACCCCAACCCUUAUGCUGUACAGCAGGUUCACCGUGAGGCUGGCAGUGGAUAUGGUGGAGUACAUUACAACCCAUACCCUCCCUUAUGAUACACAACAACCCACAUUUUAGAGAUAGGUUGUUGCUGGAUGAGUUGCACUUGAGAUGGAUUAUUUCUUGGGAAGAGCAUCAUGGCCUCAAAGGAAUAGAAGCACAGCAAAUGGAACAUUGUUAAUGUAGUCCCCUGCCAAACCGCGCAAAAAAUCACCAAAAACCCUAAAAGACGAAGUUAACCUGGGUAAGUAGCAAGCACUAUAGGACCCAGCAUUGUUUGCUUUAUCAUCUGUUUAUCAACUUCAUGUUCCCGCUUCUUCAUGUGCUCUUUUACGGAAGAAACACUUAGCAACUACUAGAAAUGCCCCCCCCCCCCAACCCCAACCAACCUCCCCUGCUAAAAAACCCAACAAAAACAGAAUAAGCAAUUUGUGUUGUUUGAAGUUGAUUAGAUUUAGGAGGUAGAUGAUCACAUGUACCUUACAUUUCUUAAACAAGUAUUCUUUUUACCCCUUUAGUUGAGCUUGCAUGAACAUGUUGUCAUGUUCUAUAUAUUUACUCUUAAUAACAUAGACCCGUUUCGUAAGAGUUAC